CAAACUGACCGAACCACAAGUACACAGAGACAAACAAGAAGAAAGAAUCACAAAUAGCCGACUUCUUGAGCACUCUCAAAUACACACACACACACACGCACAUAUAUAUCUAUAUAUCUGUGUGUGUAUAGACACACGUAAACAACAUUUAUAUAUCUCUCUGUUUGUGUGUGUGAAAUGUGUUCGCUUGUGUAAUGGUUUUGUACAUUAGUUUUGAUAGGAAGGAGAGAGAGAGAUUUAGAGAGAGAAAGAGAGAGAUGCAGCAGAAGCGCUGCAGGUGGAGGACGCUGGGACUACUGAGGAAGUCGCUAACCUGCGCCGUAUGUUCAAUAGCACUGGUGGCUCUUUUCUCAGUCCACGUACGCAUUUUUCCUUCCUCCAGAGUCCCCACCAUGUUACAUGACCCUCACAUGUUCUCUACGCAACAUGAAAUUGAAUACCAGAAAUUGAGUAGGGAGCAAAUCUUCACACAAGCAUUCACUCCUCCCUCUUCUGGCAAGUUUGUUGGUGCAAGUGGGAUUUCGGAUACUGACAAGUUAUGGAAGCCUCCGCCAAAUCGUGACUAUGUGCACUGUGUUGAGCCAAGUUCAUCCUACACAUCUCCUGAAGAGUCUCAAGGAUACCUGCUUGUUAAUACAAAUGGCGGGCUCAACCAGAUGCGAGCUGGGAUAUGUGACAUGGUAGCUGUAGCCCGUAUUAUCAAUGCUACCCUUGUAAUUCCAGAACUUGAUAAACGCUCAUUUUGGCAAGACACUAGCAAUUUUUCUGAUGUUUUUGAUCAAGAUCAUUUUAUCAAUUCCUUGGCUAAUGAUGUAAAAGUCAUUAAAAAAAUUCCCAAGGAAUUGUCAACUGCUACCAGGGCAGUUAAGCACUUCAGAAGUUGGUCUGGUAUAGAUUACUACCAGGAUGAGAUAACAAGCCUGUGGGAAGAUUAUAAGGUUAUUCGAGCUGCUAAGUCGGAUUCACGACUAGCAAAUAAUAAUCUUCCUCCAGACAUUCAGAAGCUGCGCUGCCGUGCUUGUUAUGAAGCCCUUCGUUUUUCACCCCGAAUUAGAGCAAUGGGAAAAUUGCUGGUGGAUCGCAUGAGAACAAAUGGUCCCUACAUUGCUUUGCAUUUGCGAUAUGAGAAGGAUAUGCUUGCCUUUAGUGGAUGCACACAUGAUUUAUCCCCAGAUGAAGCUGAUGAAUUAAGGACAAUCAGAGAAAACACUGCGUAUUGGAAAGUAAAGGAUAUCAAUUCCACCUUACAGAGAGCCAAUGGGUUUUGUCCCUUAACUCCGAAGGAGGUUGGACUGUUCCUUACUGCUCUUGGAUUUCCAUUGAACACACCCGUAUACAUUGCUGCUGGAGAGAUAUAUGGAGGUGAUACUCAUAUGGCUGACCUGCGAUCCCGCUAUCCAAUUUUAAUGAACAAGGAGAAAUUGGCAUCGGUUGAGGAGCUUGAACCUUUCAUUAAUCAUUCAACUCAAAUGGCUGCACUGGACUAUAUUGUAUCAGUUGAGAGCGACAUAUUUAUUCCAUCUUACUCGGGAAACAUGGCAAGGGCUGUUGAAGGUCAUCGUCGUUUUCUGGGACACAGGAAAACUAUCUCUCCUGACAGGAAAGCCCUUGUUCAUCUUUUUGACAAAGUUGAGCUGGGAAUAAUGAAAGAAGGCAGAAAUUUGUCAAAUCGAAUAAUUGAAAUCCAUAAAAGACGGCAAGGGUCUCCCAGGAAGAGAAAAGGCCCUAUUUCAGGGACAAGGGGCAUGGAUAGAUUCCGUUCAGAAGAGGCAUUCUAUGUGAACCCUUUACCAGAUUGCUUAUGCCGGAUGAACACCUCUCUAGUUAUUAGGUAGAUGAGAAUCGAGAGGAUUCCUUUGAAGAAACAUCUCCCAUUGGUGGGUUGGUGGCACGUUCGAUUUAUAUUAUCUAAUGAAAGCUUGAGAAGCUGGUUUUGCCAUCAUACAAGUUAUAGGGGUCGCAGAGUGUGUAUAUUGAGGCUACAUCACUAGGGCAAUAUAUACGUGUAGAUGAAAAAGGAAGGAUCGCGGUGACAUUUGUGACUCUGAGACAUGCCUUCUCUUUCUAUUAUGAAGGCUCAUUCAUUUAGACUGGGAAAUGGUUCCAAGUCUUAGUAGAAUAGGAGAAAGGGGAUUCUUGGGGAUACAAUACUGGGAUUAGUGCCAAUGUUGCAAUAACAUGGUUUUUUUUGAUGUAUCUACUUCAAUCGGGGGACACUCAAUGCAAUAAAAGAAGAGAGAAUUGAUCGAA
Messenger RNA from Cornus florida, 2250 nucleotides. RefSeq names its product O-fucosyltransferase 7-like. The coding region runs from base 195 to 1835 and encodes 546 amino acids. The record is from RefSeq and is a predicted model, not a curated record. Gene Ontology annotation, cellular component: cytoplasm. Lineage: Eukaryota; Viridiplantae; Streptophyta; Magnoliopsida; Cornales; Cornaceae. The transcript is spliced from 12 exons.